Molecule: messenger RNA, 1174 nt
Organism: Pungitius pungitius (ninespine stickleback)
Lineage: Eukaryota; Metazoa; Chordata; Actinopteri; Perciformes; Gasterosteidae
Gene: ndufaf6
Product: NADH:ubiquinone oxidoreductase complex assembly factor 6
Exons: 9
Coding region: 65-1027 (320 amino acids)
Biological process (GO): biosynthetic process; mitochondrial respiratory chain complex I assembly
Cellular component (GO): mitochondrion
Source: RefSeq, a predicted model, not a curated record
CGCGCUCUCUGUUGUCCGGGGGAGUGUUUUUGUUGUGACACAGGGGUGGAAGGUGAAGGGGAACAUGGCAGCCGGUUUCGGUGCUAAACGUGGAUUGUUACGCAGCGAACCGUCGCUGUACCGCGCUCUCCGCAGACACGUCCCCCCCGGCAGGGCUCGUACCCGGGCAGCAGCGAGCAGCGCGGCCGCGGACUCACAAGCGUACUGCCUGCAGCUGGUCAGGUCCAGAGACUAUGACGGCUACGUGUCCUCCCUCCUCCUCCCAGAGGAGGCGCGGCGCUCCUCUUUGGCCCUGAGAGCCUUCAACGUGGAGCUGGCACAGGUGAAGGACUCCGUCUCCCAGAAGACCAUCGGCCUGAUGCGAAUGCAGUUCUGGAAGACGGCCGUGGAGGACAUCUACAGAGACGAGCCUCCCAAGCAGCCGGUCAGCGGCGAGCUGUGGCGGGCGGUGAGGAAGCAUGAGCUGACAAAAAGGUGGCUGCUGAGGAUCAUAACGGAGAGGGAGAAGGAUCUGGAUGACCGAGCCUACAGGAACCUGCAGGAGCUGGAGACGUACUCGGAGAACACGCAGUCCUCGCUCAUCUACCUGCUGCUCCAGUGUUUGGGGCUGAAGAACGUCCACGCCGACCACGCGGCGAGUCACAUCGGUAAAGCUCAGGGCAUCGUGACGUGUCUGAGGGCGACGCCGUACCACAGCAGCCGCAGGAGGGUCUACCUCCCCAUGGACGUCUGCAUGCUGCACGGAGCUUCUCAAGAGGACUUCAUCCGAGGGGGGCGGGAGCAGAGCGUCCGUGACGUGGUGUACGACGUCGCCAGUCAGGCUCACGUGCACCUGGAACACGCCAGAUCGUUCAGCAACAACGUCCCACCAGCUGCCAAUCUGGCCUUCCUCCAGACGGUGGUGUUGGAGGACUACCUGCAGCGAGUGAGGAGGGCCGACUUUGACGUUUUCCACCCGAGUCUGAGGAACAGAAACCCCCUCGUGCCCCUCAGGAUGUACCUCCGCUCCUGGAAGAAGACCUACUGAGACCCCUCCUCCUCUUCCUCCUCUUCCUCCUCCUCCAGCUGAUGUUCUGAACAUUAGAGACGUUGUGAAGCCUCCAGAAGGUCCAGGUAGCGAUCUGGACUCGCUUUGAACUUUUUAAAUAAAAACCACGAACCCCUCCGGCUCUCA